Messenger RNA from Cuscuta campestris, 2589 nucleotides. NCBI's taxonomy places the organism in Eukaryota, Viridiplantae, Streptophyta, Magnoliopsida, Solanales, Convolvulaceae. The record is from the annotation of a GenBank genome assembly.
AAGGAUUGCUAUAUGCUUAAUAUUUUAAUAUUGAGUGACUUAAACUAUAACUCGAGGGAGGGGAAUUAACUAUAACUCGAAUACCAAAACCAAUUUCCAGUUUCCCAGCAUCCCUGUGUUCAUCUCUUUUUCUUUUUUGGUCGAAAUCUCUUCCCUCCUGCAGUUUCUUCUCUAGGCGGAGCUGAUGGGUCGGCCACCGAGCAACGGAGGUCCUUCUUUCCGAUUCAACCCUACCGAGGUUGCUGAGAUGGAGGCUGUUUUGCAAGCACACCAUACUCAAGUGCCUGCUCGUGAAGUUCUUUUGUCUCUUGCUGAAAAGUUUAGUGCUUCAUCCGAGAGAUCCGGAAAGUUUGUGGUUCAGGUGAAACAAGUAUGGAAUUGGUUCCAGAAUAAGCGAUAUGCUAUCAGAGCAAAAACAUUUAAGGCUCCCAAUAAAGUUCCUGCUCAUGUCACGCCUCAAAGUGAACCAACUAUUGUAAGAACAAUUCCUCAAGUUCCCCAACCUUGUCCUCCUCUUUCAGUCACAGCAAGACCAUUGAUCCAUGCUCAACAAGGAGCUCAACCCAUUGCUGCCCCUUCAGCAAGUGGCGGUAGGAAUGGGUUGGAUAAUGUUCAAAUGGAGUUUGAAGCCAAAUCUGCAAGGGAUGGUGCAUGGUAUGAUGUGGCAUCUUUUCUCUCGCAUAAAUCCAUGGAAACUGGAGAUCCGGAAGUUCUGGUUCGAUUUGCUGGGUUUGGAGCAGAAGAGGACGAGUGGGUUAAUGUUCGCAGAAAUGUUAGGCAGAGGUCUCUUCCCUGUGAAUCAUCAGAGUGUGUAGCAGUUCUAAAAGAAGAUCUAAUCCUCUGCUUCCAGGAAGGUAAGGAGCAGGCUCUUUACUUUGAUGCACACGUCCUGGAUGCUCAAAGGCGAAGGCACGACGUUAGAGGUUGCCGCUGCCGCUUCUUGGUCCGCUAUGAUCAUGAUGAAUCCGAGGAAAUUGUUCCUCUGAGGAAGAUUUGUCGUCGACCUGAAACUGAUUAUAGGUUGGAGCAACUAAAUGCUGAUUCUUCUGCAACAAUGAAGCAGCGAAAAGGCAGUACUGAUGCUCAAACAGCCAACAACGCAUCACCGGUGGUUGUUGCUCCACCAGCUGAAACAGUAAAGAGACCACCACCACCACCAGCCACCACCAUAUCAACCUGCAAGCGAACUGAAACAAUGGCAAAAAAGAUGAAGACGGAUGAGCUUGUGCCCACAUCAGCCGAAGUUCAUUACUCUGACUCUUCAUUGAAGGAGCAGCAUGAAGCUGUGAAACAACAACAAACAACUACGAAUCAAAUUUGCAAUAUCAUAAAGGUAUAUCCCCCGGGGGAACCACAAAAACCUUCAACUGAGUUUGUGCCAAAGGCUGAACUGACGUUAUUGACCCCAGCUGAACCAACGUUUGCACCUCCACCUGAACCAACAUCAAUAAUUCCAGCUGAACCAACAUCAAUAAUUCCAGCUGAACCAACAUCUAUAAUUCCAGCUGAACAAAAGCCAAACCCUGCAUCUGAAAAUACUGAGAGCUUAGCUGCUGCCAUAUGUUCUGUCCCCACACCAAAUCCAAUUGAGACAUCUGAUGAGCAGCUUCAUCCAGAGAAGGAUGCAACUAUUGCUGCACCAAAUCCGGAGACAACAGAUAAUCAACUUAAUCCAGAGACAACUGUGACUCGGAUUGCUGCUGCUCCUGCUAGUACUCUUCCCAUGUCAAACCCAUUAGAGGCUACAGACGAGUGGCUUAAGGCAGAAUAUGAUUCACAUGCAUCUGUUGUUGGAAAUGAAAACCAAGAUGUAUUUUCGAGGCUACAGCUUAAUCCAGAGAAUGAUGCAAAUGCCGCUGCAUCAAAUCCAAUUGAGACAACAGAUGAACAGCUUAAUUCAAAGACAACUGUGGUUUCGAUUCCUGCUUCUUCUCCUCCCAUGUCAAACCCACUAGGGCAUGAUUCACAUGCUUCUUCUGGUCAUCCGGAUGCAUCUAGUGUUGCAAAUGAAAACAAAGAUGUAUUACUGAGGCCACAACAUGAAAACAUUGCUGCACCAAAUGCAUUUGAGACAACAGGUGAGCAGCUUAAUCCAGAGACAACUGCAGCUCUGAUUGAUGCUAUUUCUACUGGUACUUCUCUUCCCAUAUCAAACCCAAUUGAGGCUAAGGCAGAGGGUGAUUCACAUGCUCCAGAUGGUCAUACAGAGGCAUCUGUUGUUGCAAAUGAAAACAAAGAUGAAAUACAGAACAAUGCCGAGAAUGGCCGAAAUGGGAACACUGGGAUUUCAGAGACCCCCAUUCGAAAUGAUGCUAUGUUUGCAAGUCACGAGGCUAUGGAUUAUGCUUCUGAUGGUGCCAUGACUUGUAGCACUGACAUGCUUGAUGUUGUUUGUGCCUCUGGUAGUGACUAGUAAGCAGCAAUAAUAGUUAUUUGUUCUCAGCUCUCCAGACAAGAUUUAUGUUAACUUGUAAAAUUUACUCCAUCCUUCCGACUUCAAUUGUUUUGUUUUAAAAUUAGGACACUCCUAAAAUGGUUUUAGGGAAUUGAUAGCUGCACCCUUCUAAAUACUAAACUCACUCUUUUGUU